AUGUGGCGUCGGUACAACAGGUCUGCGUCACUCGCCAUAACCUCCUUUGGCGCCGUAACCAACCUCGCGAUAACCAUCCAUGUUCUCAUCGCAUGGCGGUCGCUCAAAUGGGAGCCAGAGUCCGAGUGGGAGUCCUCUGGCGGUAAUUGGCGAUUAGAUGGUGUCAAGAUCCUCUGGGCACUCCUCUUCAUCUACUUCACCUCCGCAGCAACAGUCUGCAUCGUUGGUCUGCUCGGAAUCGUCAAGGUCUCUUCCCCUUCUUUCCUUCUUUUACCACAUAUACCGUCCUAUGUCCGGUUCUACCGCGACUACUCCAUCGCAGACUUUUCCUUUUGCGCCUUCUCCGCUGCGCUAGCGACGUAUGGUGCCUUCAACAGCACUGCACGUGCCGGCGUCUGCGAGGAAUUCUCGCACCACCCCGAGCUCAUGCGCGAUAUGCUUGAGAUGGGGCUCACCCUCGAAAAUUGUGAACGGUGGCUAGAACGCGCCGUCCUUGCCGCUCUUGCUGUUUUGUUCAUCGUCAUGGUCAUCCGAGUACGCCACACACUCUCUUACCCUUUUCUUCCACUAAUUUUGUACUACCAGCUGCACUUCCUACUAGCAGUAUCAAAUUUCUACUCCCACCUCAUGCGUCAUCACCACGCCAGAACCUCUUCCCGCAGCAUAAGUUGUUCCGCCGGAUCACUACCGGCCAGCACAACUCAACGCAUCUUCCUCCUCCCACAACAACACGAAACACAAGAACCUUCAUCAGAAGUCGUCUACGCACCUGUGCCCCUCAACUCCCUACCUAAAGAGAUGCAGAUGCAGGCGAUGGAGGCGUGGGUCCAACAGCAGCCGGAGGACGGGCAGGGGAGCGAGAGGCCAAGACAUCAUCAUCAUCACCACCACUCUCACUCGCACCACCACCAUCACAGACGCCAGUCUAGGUCAAGCAGCGCGGAUACCCUCACGGGGACGAUACGCUUGGAUAUUAAGCCGGAUGAGGGCUUGUUGCCGGCUUACGAUGGGGAAGAUGUGGAGCGGGGGAAGGCGUGAACCUUACUCUUGAGCAGCCCGUCCAUCUCACCUCACAUUUUGUGUGUGCCGCUUGCCCCUUCCCUCCUUCCAAAUCCGUUUCGUUUGCAUGUUUUACUACUACCCACGAUUUAUUUACUUGCAUCACCCUUACGCAUCCCGCAGUCGCAUUGCACCCGUUGAUCAUCCAAGUCAACCCAGCCAGCCCAGCCAUUUCAAAUCUGUACCCGUCAUCCAGUCAUGUACAAACAACCCUCACUCCCUCCCUUCUCAACGAGCACCUUCAAUCCGGGCGCGCUACCCCUCAUCUUUUUUUUUUUUUGACUUGUGUAUCAAGUGUACUCCUCUUACAUGCAGUAAAUUUUUAUUUGAUCGAUG
Laccaria bicolor S238N-H82 is the source of this 1395-nucleotide messenger RNA. RefSeq lists its product as uncharacterized. The transcript has 2 exons. Bases 1 to 1038 code for a protein of 345 amino acids. Lineage: Eukaryota; Fungi; Basidiomycota; Agaricomycetes; Agaricales; Hydnangiaceae. The record is from RefSeq and is a predicted model, not a curated record.